UAGCUAGUGAGCAUUAGCUGACUACAUGUAAUACAUGAAAAUUUCGAUGUAACUUAUAACUAAUAAUGAAAAUCGAUGACCAAUCCACUCUGACUGUACCAGAAGUAAAAACUUUUGCUGAUUGUUACCGAAACUGUCAUGAGUCAGAUCAAGUUCCAUGUGUUACUUUUUCAUUCUGCAACACUGAUGGUAAAAUUCAUUGUAGAGUAAGCAGUUUGCAGACUACUGACAUUGUUAAUGGGGAUCAGUCGAUUGAAACUGACCCCAAAUGUGAAAUUUAUUCUAUAAGUGUUCUCGACAAUUAUUCAAGAAAAUCCAACAGAAAAUUCAUAACUCAGCUUUCAACUGCAGUUGAAAAAGAUUAUGUCCAUUCUUGUGCAGAAUCUUGUCAUGCCUCAUCCGAAUGUAUAUCUUUUCAAUAUUGUGAUGGUUUUUGCAGUUUUGGUGAUUUAUUGUAUACAGAUGCAGCUACUGAAUAUGAUCAGGAAUGCAUGAUAUAUACUCGCAAAGUAUCUGAGAGAUAUCAAAGAACAGGCAGCAAAAUAGUAUCAGAUGUGAUGCUGACUGAAACCAAAUUAACGUUAAAAGUCCUGUGCUUCAUUGUGCUAUGA
Molecule: messenger RNA, 611 nt
Organism: Tetranychus urticae (two-spotted spider mite)
Lineage: Eukaryota; Metazoa; Arthropoda; Arachnida; Trombidiformes; Tetranychidae
Source: RefSeq, a predicted model, not a curated record